Leishmania braziliensis MHOM/BR/75/M2904 is the source of this 2871-nucleotide messenger RNA. RefSeq lists its product as hypothetical. Bases 1 to 2871 code for a protein of 956 amino acids. Gene Ontology annotation, molecular function: structural constituent of ribosome; methyltransferase activity. The record is from RefSeq and is a predicted model, not a curated record. The transcript has a single exon. Gene Ontology annotation, biological process: translation. Gene Ontology annotation, cellular component: mitochondrial small ribosomal subunit. NCBI's taxonomy places the organism in Eukaryota, Euglenozoa, Kinetoplastea, Trypanosomatida, Trypanosomatidae.
AUGCGCCACGGCCGCCGUCGCAUCCGCGUCAUUGACAUUGCGGCGAAGAUGUCGUACGAGUAUCAGAUGCUAAAGAAGAUGUGCAAGCGGCGCCCCGCCAUGCGGCAGUGGGCGGUGCGCGACGACUACUGCGAUAUGAGCCCUGGUGUGGUCGUCAUGUCGCCCUCCAUGCAGGCCGCCUUCAUGAAAGUGUUUCGGCUGAAGGACAAGGGCCUCAUUCGGCGGUGCUUGCGCGACAUCAUCCCAAUCAUCGAGUACCGCAACCGUGAGGAAAGACCGGCCGCAAUGCGUGAUAAGCCUUCGGACAUGAUCCCUGACGGUGAACCCGACACCCUCAACCAAAAGAAGCGCGAGCUUUUCGAACUCAGGGAGACGGGCGAGAACUUCAAGCCGCUCUACCUGCACGACAAGCGCUCGCAGGCGAAGCUGCGCUUCAGGAUUCGGCAGCGGCUCAUCAAGUUCCAGCGGCAACUCGCCAUCGCUAACGCCGUGGCGAGCCGCACCGUCCUGUACUCGACAGAUGACGCGAUUGGUUACUUUCUCUUCCGCGGCGCAGCCAUGUACGCUGGAAUGCACCGCGUCUUCUUUGAGCUGAGCAAGCAGCUGCCGCACUUUGUGCCGAAGAGCAUGCUGGACUUUGGCGCCGGCACCGGCACGGCCAUUCUCGUAGCGAAGGAGGUGUACGACCCCGGCGCCCUCGCCUACCCGCUUUACCGCUCCAUGCGGCAGACCAUGACUGGGAACGUGAGUGCGCAGGCGCAGCAACUGCGCGAGCUUCGCUACGACCUCCGCCGUCUUAGCCGCAACAACACAGAGAAGAGGAAGGCCCGCUUCAUGGCGGUGGCGGCACUGCUAGAGCGCGGCGAAGUUGACGCGGCUGAUUUGCCAGCUGACCUUCGCCGUGAGAUUGCGCAGGUCGCGGCCAACGCCACUGAAAAUAAAAAGCGUCGCCUCAUCAUCGAAUCACACGCCCGCUACCGCGAAACCGUCGAUGGCACUGAGUGGGAAGACGGCGACCCCCUUGGCGAGAAGAAGAGCAGAACAGAAGACCCGAGCGACGUGCUGGACGGCGAGGAGGACAACGACGGCAGCGCUGGCGGGGCGGUGGCAGCAGAGCGUACGUGGUGGGAAAAGCUGGUCGACAUGGAGAGCGCCACCGCGCAGGAGAGGGCGAGCCGGCGGCUGCAGCCACUGCAGGAGGUCACAGCGAUCGAGCCCAGCGCAGGCAUGAUGGAGAUUGGCACGAUGGUGCUGCACGACGACGUCCCUAACGUCGCGUGGAAGCGAUACCUGCUGCCGGAGGAUGAAGCAAUCCAACACGAUCUCGUAGUGGCUGCUUACUCUCUCAGUGAAGUUGCGGACUCAGCGAACCGGAAGCGGCUUGUGCAGCAGCUGUGGAAGAUGACCCGCGGCGUCCUUGUGCUUGUGGAGUUCUCGAACCUGCACAACUUCAACCUUUUGAUGGAAGCCCGCGAGACAAUCCUUGAAGAGAAGGGCAUUGGCCUGUGGGACUGGCAGCCAACCAUCGUAGCGCCAUGCCCGCACGAGCAACGCUGUCCUCUGCGCCACUGCAAGGCGGGUGUGAAGAGCAAGCGCAUGCGCCUUUGCACAACGGAGGCGCAGUACCGCGCCACCUUCAUCGAUGUCUGGGCACGGCACAUGCCGCUGAAGGUGGGAAUCGAGCCCAUUUCGUACGUAGUGUUUGCCCGCAACGAGCUCGUGCCGGAGCGGGCGGAGCGGCGAGAAGCGCAGGUGAAACGGGAGGAGGCGGAGCGGGUGCAGGCACGCGAUGCAAAGCAGCGACAGCUUUACGCAGCCUCGCUGUCGUUGAAGGACGUCGUCUUCGAUCGAUUGAGUGACGAGGCGCUGCACCGCCCCUCCACUGGCGUGCCGGUGAAGUUGUCGGACGCACCAACAACAGGCGAGGCAGCUCCCUCGUUAGCACUUACGCAGGCGUUGCAAAGCAGUGCGACCAGCACUGGGGAGGUGGGCCAACUGCCCUUGGGUGCCCCCUGCCUAGUCCAGACCUCUGCACAGCGGUACAAUAAGCUUGUCUAUCCGCUCCAGUUUCCACCAGCAACGCACCGGUACAACCGCGCCUUCGUUGACGCCGGGUAUCAGCGACAGCGUGCCAUCACGCCUUCCGAGAUGCUGGUCGUUCGCGAGGAGCUGGAGGAAAUGCGGCGUCGAGUAACGCGAGCGAGUCCCUCGUAUCUGCGCGUGGUGCGCGACCCAACGUGUCGGGGCAAGAUCCAGGCGUCCUUCUGCACACCGGAGGGAGAUUUGGUGACUGCACGCGUCUAUCGCCGCUUCUAUGGCGACUACAGUAGCGUCCCCCGUCACACGACGAUGCGCUGGCAGCACAUUGGCGGCUGGAGGCUACUGAAGCGCAUCCGCAGCGGCUCCCUUUUCCCACACGACGUGCCGCUUUACGCGGUGAAUCGGCAUCCUCAGGUGGACUUCCCCAACACCCUCCUCGGCAUGAAGCACUCGGCGGUGGAGAAGACGGCGAUGCAGUACAACGACCCGAUGUCGCUGAUGGAGACGCCAGAAGAGGAGCUCUCACGCGAGGAGGUGAAACAGAAGCGCCGCCUGGUGCGCGACGAGGAGGCGCAGAGGAAGGCAGAGGCGAAGCUCGAGGAGGUGCUUGGCACCAAGAUCCGAGACUCCUCGCUGGAGGGCCACAUCGACGCUCGUCGCCGCAUCUCGGCCGAGGAGUGGGCCAGGGCGGUGCGUCGUGCGAAGCAGAGGACGGUACGGCAGACGCAGCAGACCAUCCCCAAUGCGGCACGGAUGCGCGCACUGAAACGAAGGCUUGAGGUGCGGCACCGCAAUGUGUGGCGGGAAAUGGAGCAGAAUCGCCGACGUUGA